Molecule: messenger RNA, 754 nt
Organism: Camelina sativa (false flax)
Lineage: Eukaryota; Viridiplantae; Streptophyta; Magnoliopsida; Brassicales; Brassicaceae
Source: RefSeq, a predicted model, not a curated record
AAAUACAACGUGCAACAAAAAAAAGGGCCUCCCGCUCAUGAAGACUUUUGAAAACCCUAAAGAGACUCCAUCGUUUUCCCCCCAAACGCCGAUUUCCCGCCGCUCUCACUCGAUUACAAAAAUCCUUUUAGAUCCCCAAAUCUUUCAAUCAAUUCCACAAUCUCUCUCUCUCGAUCCUCAGAUUCAAUCUCUUCAUCGAAGCUUAAAAACCAAAAUCGUAACAAUGAAGGAUAUCUCUAAAUCGCCGGCGAGAAGAAACGACGGAUUCCACCGCUACUUGAAACCAGGAGCGCUUGCUCAGAUCCGUAACUCUAGAAUCAACGCUAGAUCUACUACUACCGCAUCUCUCGUAUCACGCUCCGUCGCCCAGCCACUAGAUCCGAUCUCACCAUCUCACAACUCUGUUGGUGAUGAAGCAGCGGUAGCGGCAGCGCGGAAUCUGACGAUAGAUCAGGUACCACAUCUUCUGAGAAAGAUCUACGGUCCUUAUAGUUAUCAGAGGAAGAAAUUAGCCGCUGCUAGAUCCGUCUCGUCGAUGAUGAUGUUGAGUAUGAAUCCUCCUACUAUGAAUUCAGUUCUUGUUGUUGAACCCAGUAGUAGUGUGUUGAGUAGUGAUGUGAUUGCUCAUUGAUGAUUUUUAAAACUAGUUUCUCUUCCAUAUCUGUAAUCUUAUGAUGUUACAAUUGGGGUAUAUUGUUCAAUACUCAUAAUUAAGAUUAAGACUUAUUAUAUAAUCAUUAAAUUUUCAAAUCAA